CUGAUGAAGGACCAAGAAUAUUUUCCUCCUCCUAGCUUCAGGCUAACGCAGCAUCCCUAGAGGCAGGAGAUUGUCCUGAAGGAGAGCUACUCAGACCUUCUCCCUCUUGGUCCAACGUCAAUGAACAGUCCACUGGAACUGGCAUUCGAACAAAAUAUUAUUUAGGCUAUCCACAGAAACUUUUUGGAUUAUAUGGUCUUUUCAUUCUCCCUGUCUGUCUCCCUCUUUUGGUCCAUUUCUAGUCUAAACUUUGGAAAGGAGUGAUGCUGUUUUUCCUUUUUGUUGCCAAGCUGAAAGAACUGAAAAAUAAGAACAUCUGAAUGAUUGUCCGGCACAUUUCUGAUUUCAGCCUCUGAUUUAAGAAGAAAGGAACAAUUUCGAAUGCGGAUGCUGGUUGUCAGUUUUGGGAGGAUGCUCUUUUUAACGAUAAGCCCAUCCCAUUGAACCUUCGAUGAAGCUGGUUCUUCUCCUUUCAGAAAAGCAUUACCUAACCUAAAAGCAUUCUAUUUGCCAAGCACGUUUCUUAUCUGCAUUUUAACUUUCUUGCGUGUUUCUGCCAGUGUGUGUUUGAUUACAAAAACAUCCCUACAUGAAACCCUGCAAACUCAAUAAUAAUAUGGAUUCCGGAUUGGAAGCUGGCAUCCAGUGCCGAAAUGGAACUGCCUGUGCAGCCAAGUGUGGCUCUGAACGCCUGGAAAAUGCUGCCAAGCGGAGGCUAGCUGCAAAUGCCAGGGAGAGGAGACGGAUGCAGGGGCUGAACACAGCCUUUGACCGCCUACGCAAAGUGGUCCCCCAGUGGGGACAAGACAAAAAGCUCUCCAAAUACGAGACCCUCCAGAUGGCCCUCAGUUACAUCAUGGCACUGACAAGGAUCCUUGCUGAAGCCGAGAGGUACAGCACUGAGAAAGACUGGAUUGACUUCCAUUGUGAGCAUUUACACCAGGAGAGCUGCCACCAUGCUUAUACGGGACAGAAAGUAGCUGGGGAAGCUGACCCUUAUGCACAGAGACUUUUCAGCUUCCAGCCUGACCACUACUGAAGUGACAGAACACUGCGAAGGCAGAGACUCUAUCUAUCUAUCUAUCUAUCUAUCUAUCUAUCUAUCUAUCUAU
Sceloporus undulatus (fence lizard) is the source of this 1112-nucleotide messenger RNA. RefSeq names its product atonal bHLH transcription factor 7 (gene ATOH7). Gene Ontology annotation, molecular function: protein dimerization activity. The transcript has a single exon. The record is from RefSeq and is a predicted model, not a curated record. The coding region runs from base 590 to 1039 and encodes 149 amino acids. Gene Ontology annotation, biological process: neural retina development; regulation of DNA-templated transcription. Lineage: Eukaryota; Metazoa; Chordata; Lepidosauria; Squamata; Phrynosomatidae.